This is a messenger RNA of Thlaspi arvense, 537 nucleotides long. NCBI's taxonomy places the organism in Eukaryota, Viridiplantae, Streptophyta, Magnoliopsida, Brassicales, Brassicaceae. The record is from the annotation of a GenBank genome assembly.
AUGCUGGUCAGAGUUUUGGUCUUUAUCACUCUUGGGUGCGAUCUAGAGCCACAGUCCAAUGAACCAUACUUAGCCACUUCUCUUCAAGAUUUCUGGGGUCGCCGUUGGAACCUGAUGGUCCCGGCGAUUCUACGGCCGGCCAUUUACGACCCGGUGCGGCAAAUUGCCCAACGGAAACUGAACUCCGAUCAGGCUAGAUUUUUGGCGGUUUUGGCCACGUUCUUGGUCUCCGGUGCAGUUCACGAGCUGAUCUUAUUUUAUAUGACUCGUGAGAUGCCUACAGGAGAGGCCACUUGGUUCUUUGUGUUACAUGGAGUUUGCACGGCGGCGGAAGUAGCGGUGAAGAAGAUGACGUUUGUACGGCGGUGGAAGAUGAGUCCGAUGAUUUCACGACUUCUCACGGUAGGGUUUGUAUUUGUGACGAGUGGUUGGUUGUUUUUCCCUCCUCUUAUAAGGAGUGGCAUGACCGAGAGACUCCUUAACGAAUCCUUGCUGUCCAUUGAUUUCGUCAAGCGCAAGUUAUUUACCUUUGGGUAG